Molecule: messenger RNA, 140 nt
Organism: Ambispora leptoticha
Lineage: Eukaryota; Fungi; Glomeromycota; Glomeromycetes; Archaeosporales; Ambisporaceae
Source: the annotation of a GenBank genome assembly
AUUCUAACAUUACACUAGACAAUAAUUUAGCUCAACAAUAUAUAUAUGUAGUUUUUAAUCCUGAUGAUGAUGUUACUAUGACUGACUCAAAUACUAAUGAGAAUUUAACUUCAAAUACUACAACAACCUCAAACACUGCU